CAGAAGUUCUGCGACAGUGUUGCUAUUAUGGACUUACUUUAUAUAUUUAAAUUGGUAAUAGUGAGCAAUUUGGUCAGUAUUUCCAAUUUCUUUCUCAAACUUUGAUAUUGUUAAAAGGCCUGCUAAAUAAACAAAAUAUCACGAAAAAAAAUAUUGCAAUCAAUUAUACAUAUUUGUAAUUUUACUUCAGAGCUAAACCUAAAUCUAACCUCAAUCUAGGAAAAGCCCUAGAAAAUUUCAUUUUUAUUUUGCAAUGUAAUGUAUAAACAUUUUACUAUUAGCUACUAUUACAUAUGGGCGUAUUUACAUAAUCGCAAAAGUAAGAUAAAUAGCACUGAAAUGUGUUCCUUGUACAAAAGUACUUAACGUAGUUAAAAGAUGAUAAUAAAUAUUAUCGUAAGGAAAUUGUAGAAUAGAUUAAUAUUACACAUGGAAACUAUAGUUUAUAGUUCAAAGUAAAGGAUAUUAAGUAAUAUUGAACAACUUUAGAAUUAUAUAUAACACAUUUAGAAUUACAAUAAAACAAAUUAAAUUAUGUUUGAUACAAUAAGUUAUUAUUAUUAUUGUAAAUUGUGAUAUAAGCGACAGUUUUAUAAACAUUUUAUUAAUUAUGUAUGUAUAUGAAACAAAAUACAUUAUUGACAUUAUUUGCUAAAUUAUUAAACUGAAGAAAAUGUUACAACAACGAAAAUCACCACUACUUUUUGAAAUAUUUUACGAAUGUCAAACUACAAAAGCUAGAACUAGUAGGAUGACUCUCAUUCAUCAUCAUGUGGAUACACCAGUAUUUAUGCCAGUAGGUACACAGGGUACUUUAAAAGGCAUAUUACCUCAACAAUUAGAACAAUUGAAUUGUCAAAUUAUACUUGGAAAUACAUAUCAUCUUGGAACAAGACCUGGUCUUAAUAUAAUGCAGAAAGCUGGUGGUUUACAUAACUUUAUGAAUUGGAAAAGAGCAUUAUUAACAGAUUCUGGUGGUUUUCAAAUGGUAUCGUUACUAGAACUUGCUAAAAUUACGGAAGAAGGUGUCAAGUUUAAAUCACCAUAUAAUGGAACAGAUUGCAUGUUGACACCUGAACAUUCUAUACAAAUACAAAACAUAAUAGGAGCAGAUAUAAUUAUGCAACUUGAUGAUGUUGUUAAAACUACAUUAACAGGACCAAGAGUAGAAGAAGCAAUGCAUAGAACAACUAGAUGGUUAGAUAGAUGUUUAAAAGCACAUCAGAGAUCAAAUGCGCAAAGUAUAUUUCCAAUUGUACAAGGAGGUCUUGAUCCUAAACUUAGAUCAGAAUGUGCAAAUCAAUUAAUUAAACGUGAAGUGAAUGGCUAUGCUGUAGGUGGAUUAAGUGGUGGAGAAUCUAAAGAUGAUUUUUGGAGAAUGGUACACCUUACUACAAAUAUACUUCCAAAAACUAAACCACGUUAUUUAAUGGGUGUUGGAUUUGCUAUUGAUUUAGUUAUUUGUUGUGCUUUGGGAAUAGAUAUGUUUGACUGUGUAUUUCCUACAAGAACAGCGAGGUUUGGUUGUGCUUUAGUACGUACUGGUCAAUUAAAUUUAAAACAAGUUCAAUAUCGUAAAGAUAUGAGGCCAAUAGAUGAAUCGUGUGAAUGUAGUACAUGCAAAACAUACACACGUGCUUAUCUUCAUCAUAUUGUAACGGUAGAAACAGUUGCAUGUCAUUUACUAUCUGUUCAUAAUAUUGCAUUCCAAAUGAAAUUGAUGAAAGAUAUUAGACAAAGUAUCCAAGAACAAAGAUUCCCAGAAUUUAUACAGCAAUUCAUGUUAGAUUUGUUUCCAAACAAGGAAUAUCCCCCAUGGAUAGUUAAUGCAUUGGAAGCUGUUAAUGUUACAUUAUUAUAGUAAUAAUUAUUAUUUAUUUUCAUAAUAAAAUAUGUCUUGUAUAAUUUUUUAAUGUCCUUUAUAGAAAUAAAUGUUUGAAAAUUUUA
Messenger RNA from Bombus huntii, 1947 nucleotides. It is a transcript of the gene Tgt, whose product is annotated as queuine tRNA-ribosyltransferase catalytic subunit. The transcript is spliced from 8 exons. Gene Ontology annotation, cellular component: cytosol. Gene Ontology annotation, molecular function: tRNA-guanosine(34) queuine transglycosylase activity. NCBI's taxonomy places the organism in Eukaryota, Metazoa, Arthropoda, Insecta, Hymenoptera, Apidae. The coding region runs from base 674 to 1861 and encodes 395 amino acids. The record is from RefSeq and is a predicted model, not a curated record.